CACUAAGACAUAUUAUUUCAUAGUGUUGUACUUGCUUUUGCAAAACCCACGAAAACCCCUAAAAAAGUUUGCAUUUUUGGAUCUUAAAUUGCGUCUUUCACUAUCUUUGAGACCCAAUUGCUGAGUUGCAUAUACAAUAUGAUGACCCCGCUUAAUGACCCAUUUCAGCGAUUGAAGCAUAUGAAGAAGCUCUCCAGAUCUUUCACUGUACUUUGCAGAGAUUAUAGUGUGCAAAGUGGGAAGGGCAUGAAUACUCAGAGUCUAAAGAUUAAAGGGGUUAAAGAUAUCAUAGCUGUUGCUUCUGGUAAAGGGGGUGUUGGCAAGUCUACUACUGCUGUAAAUUUAGCUGUCUCACUUGCUAAUAAGUGCCGGCUUAGUGUUGGUUUGCUUGAUGCGGACGUUUAUGGACCAUCUAUACCUACAAUGAUGAAGCUUCAAGGAAAGCCUGAAGUGAUGAAAGCUCUUGAACAAUUGACCAGGGGAGUUGAUUGGGGAAAUUUAGAUGUUCUCGUGGUGGAUAUGCCUCCUGGUACCGGUGAUGCCCAGAUAUCAAUUUCACAAAGGCUGCAAUUAUCAGGUGCCUUGAUUGUUUCAACUCCUCAAGAUGUCGCAUUAAUGGAUGCUCGGAGAGGAGUAAAUAUGUUUUCUAAAGUCGCAGUGCCUAUUCUUGGUAUCAUAGAGAAUAUGUCCUACUUCAAGUGCCCACACUGUAAUGAACCAUCAUUCAUUUUUGGGAAAGGAGGAGCUCGCAAAACUGCUGAAGAUAUGGGUCUGAGAUUUGUAGGCGAGAUACCAUUGGUGGAGGAAGUCAGAAGUGGUUCUGAUGAUGGUGUCCCCAUAGUAGUGUCCAACCCUGAUUCCGCGGUGGCCAAAUCAUAUGGUGAUGUGGCUCAAAGCAUUAUGAGCAUACUUGAAGACUUGGCGAAGCAGCGAGAUGUCCAACCAGAGAUAAUCAUGUAAACCUUGUAGAUGGUAUGUAUGCUCUUCUAUGAUGUGAGCCGUGUAGAUUUGUGACUGUAAGCGCUUCUAGGAUGUGAAUGUGUAGAUGGUUUUGUUACACUCACAUGAAAUGCCAGUUACCCUUUUCUUUUCUCUAAAUGAAAUUCUUGAACUCUAUUUUGUAGGGCUAAAUAAGGCCACCAUAGCCUCAUGAACUGCUCAGUUCAGCUGUUUAUUCGUUCACUUGUUCACAUCUGAACUGUAAAAAAUUUAAAUUUUUAAAGCAUAGAUUUUACGGAAAGCU
Daucus carota subsp. sativus is the source of this 1243-nucleotide messenger RNA. RefSeq names its product iron-sulfur protein required for NADH dehydrogenase, mitochondrial. Gene Ontology annotation, molecular function: ATP-dependent FeS chaperone activity; 4 iron, 4 sulfur cluster binding; ATP binding. Gene Ontology annotation, biological process: iron-sulfur cluster assembly; mitochondrial respiratory chain complex I assembly. NCBI's taxonomy places the organism in Eukaryota, Viridiplantae, Streptophyta, Magnoliopsida, Apiales, Apiaceae. Bases 139 to 960 code for a protein of 273 amino acids. The record is from RefSeq and is a predicted model, not a curated record. The transcript has 7 exons. Gene Ontology annotation, cellular component: mitochondrion.